Molecule: messenger RNA, 1653 nt
Organism: Necator americanus (New World hookworm)
Lineage: Eukaryota; Metazoa; Nematoda; Chromadorea; Rhabditida; Ancylostomatidae
Exons: 15
Coding region: 1-1653 (550 amino acids)
Biological process (GO): transmembrane transport
Cellular component (GO): lysosomal membrane
Molecular function (GO): transmembrane transporter activity
Source: RefSeq, a predicted model, not a curated record
AUGAAAAUCGGCGAUAUCAAGUUGUCUGCGGCUUUGGACGAAAUCUCAACUUUGAAGAAAGGAUGCGUUCAUUCGAACUCGCUGAAUGAUUCGAACUUCGUCAAGUCGAAGCACCGACAGGACUGCAACUUCGUCAACGGCAUCAAAUCGACACUGCACUGUUGCCACCACUGGCGCAACCCGAUCGUCGGUCAAAUGAACAAAAUCAAGGAUGCUUGUGAAGAAAGUUCAUUUCCUAAGAAAGAGAAAUCCGAAGAACCGGCGACACCAUGGACAUCGGUUUACGUUGCUGGCGCAUGUGCUUUCAUUCAAGCCGCUCAAUUCAGCAUCUUUUUCAGCUCUAUGUGGCCAUAUUUGAGAAAACUCAAUCCACACGCUGAGGAGACACAGUUUGGUUAUAUUGUAGCGUUGUACAGUUUCGGUCAAUGCAUAUCAGCACCAUCGUUUGGAUAUUGGAGCAACCGGAUAGAACAGGUACGAAUACCUCUUCUAACCGGAUUCUGCUUCAUGAUAACUGGGAACUUUCUGUAUCUAUUGCUCAGUUUUUUUCCUCCACAAAAUGUGGUUUUGGGAAUGGCAAUCGCUCGGUUUAUCGCAGGAUGCGGGACAGGUAAUAUGUCACUUCUGAGAGCUUACGCUUCUACCUCAUCAUCCAGAUCGGAUCGUUCUCGUGCAAUCGCAUGUGUGAGUGGUGGAAUCGCUACUGGUACAAUGAUUGGACCAGGCUUUCAACUACUUUUCACACCACUUGGACCUGACGGAAUUCACAUAUUGCCAUUUUUUCGCCUCAAUAUCUACAAUUCGCCGGCACUUUUCUCCCUCUUGCUGAGCGUUGCCGGCGUUGUAGUUUUGAUUUUUGCUUUCGAGGAAAGAUACGACGUGCUGAAGGCCGACGCUGCGAAAGCAACAACGAAGCUACCACCACCAUGUGCCAUAGCAAUAUCUGUCUGCGUUGCAACCAGAUUUAUCCAGAUAUAUGCAACAACCACAGUAGGAACGAUUGGAUCUGCCUUUUCCAUGCUAAUGUUCUCUUUCAACAAAGAGGAGGCCGUAACGGCUAACGCAACAGCUCAUCUCAUUGCUGGAACAAUUGGCGCUGCCUUAUAUUUCAUACUGAUAAUUUUCAAUCUUUUUAAAUGGGUCCCUCCGCGAAUUUCAUCUUUAUUGUGUUUGUGUAUUUAUGCCAGUCUGUUCGUGGUUUCAUACUCAUGGCCAUUCCUUCCGAAUAAAGUGAAAAUGUCUGUGAACGGAUCUGAUUGGGGUUGCUAUUCGGAUCGGUUUGACUGGUGUGAAAAUCUCACAGAGGUUUCACCUUGGAUUUAUUACACUUUCUAUGUCCUUGUCUUUGGAUUCGCUGCAUCCAUAAUGAACGUCGCUGUAACAACGCUGUACUCUGAAAUAAUUGGACCUCGACGACAGGGGACGCUUCAAGGAGUUUUUCAACUUGCCGGUUCCACAGGCAGAAUGGUAGCGCCUCUCACUAUCAGUAUACUAUACUCAAAAUAUGGACCCCGUGUACCUUGGAUAACGGAAGUUGUGCAAAUAUGCGCUAUAAUUUUGCUCUGGAUAGUAUUCCGUCACAAGAUGGUUCCGCUGAAAAUUGAACAAAAUGAGAAUAAUCCUCCUGCAGGGAGGAGUUCUGUGCAUUCGUAA